GUUGAUGGCUCCAGCCAUGCUGCUGUUUAUGCUUGUGUGUUCUAUAUGUCCGUUGUAGAUCUGACUCCAGCACUGUAACAGCCCUGUGUUGCUCUAUGUUCACCCUGCGGUGCAGCACACUGCCACUCGCUCUCUCACACACAGCCCCAUGCUGUCCCUCCCUGGUCUCAUGUCCCCUCUCCAUGCUGUCCCUCCCUGGUCUCAUGUCCCCUCUCCAUGCUGUCCCUCACUGGUCUCAUGUCCCCUCUCCAUGCUGUCCCUCACUGGUCUCAUGUCCCCUCUCCAUGCUGUCCCUCACUGGUCUCAUGUCCUCUCUCCAUGCUGUCCCUCACUGGUCUCAUGCCCCAUGCUGUCCCUCCCUGGUCUCAUGUCCCCUCUCCAUGCUGUCCCUCCCAGGAUCCUGGUCUCAUGUCCUCCGCUCCAUGCUGUCCCUCCCUGGGUCCUGGCCUCAUGUCCUCCGCUCCAUGCUGUCCCUCCCAGAGUCCUGGUCUCAUGCCCCAUGCUGUCCCUCCCUGGGUCCUGGUCUCAUGCCCCAUGCAGUCCCUCCCAGGGUCCUGGUCUCUUGCCCCCGCCCCAUGCUGUCCCUCCCUGGGUCCUGGCCUCAUGUCCUCCACUCCAUGCUGUCCCUCCCAGGGUCCUGGCCUCAUGUCCCCUCUCCAUGCUGUCCCUCCCUGGGUCCUGGCCUCAUGCCCCUUCUCCAUGCUGUCCCUCCCAGGGUCCUGGCCUCAUGCCCCUUCUCCAUGCUGUCCCUCCCUGGGUCCUGGCCUCAUGUCCUCCACUCCAUGCUGUCCCUCCCAGGGUCCUGGCCUCAUGUCCUCCACUCCAUGCUGUCCCUCCCAGGGUCCUGGCCUCAUGCCCCAUGCUGUCCCUCCCUGGGUCCUGGCCUCAUGCCCCAUGCUGUCCCUCCCAGGGCCCUGGCCUCAUGCCCCAUGCUGUCCCUCCCUGGGUCCUGGCCUCAUGCCCCAUGCUGUCCCUCCCUGGGUCCUGGCCUCAUGUCCCCUCUCCAUGCUGUCCCUCCCAGGGUCCUGGCCUCAUGCCCCUUCUCCAUGCUGUCCCUCCCUGGGUCCUGGUCUCAUGCCCCAUGCUCCCAGGGUCCUGGCCUCAUGCCCCUUCUCCAUGCUGUCCCUCCCUGGGUCCUGGCCUCAUGUCCCCUCUCCAUGCUGUCCCUCCCAGGGUCCUGGCCUCAUGCCCCUUCUCCAUGCUGUCCCUCCCUGGGUCCUGGUCUCAUGCCCCAUGCUCCCAGGGUCCUGGCCUCAUGCCCCUUCUCCAUGCUGUCCCUCCCUGGGUCCUGGUCUCAUGCCCCAUGCUGUCCCUCCCAGGGUCCUGGUCUCAUGCCCCAUGCUGUCCCUCCCAGGGCCCUGGCCUCAUGCCCCAUGCUGUCCCUCCCUGGGUCCUGGCCUCAUGUCCCCUCUCCAUGCUGUCCCUCCCAGGGUCCUGGCCUCAUGCCCCUUCUCCAUGCUGUCCCUCCCUGGGUCCUGGUCUCAUGCCCCAUGCUGUCCCUCCCAGGGCCCUGGCUCAUGCCCCAUGCUGUCCCUCCCUGGGUCCUGGCCUCAUGCCCCUCUCCAUGCUGUCCCUCCCAGGGUCCUGGCCUCAUGUCCCCUCUCCAUGCUGUCCCUCCCAGGGUCCUGGCCUCGUGUCCCCUCUCCAUGCUGUCCCUCCCAGGGUCCUGGCCUCAUGCCCCUUCUCCAUGCUGUCCCUCCCUGGGUCCUGGUCUCAUGCCCCAUGCUGUCCCUCCCUAAGCCCUGGUCUCAUGCCCCAUGCUGUCCCUCCCAGGGUCCUGGCCUCAUGCCCCUUCUCCAUGCUGUCCCUCCCUGGGUCCUGGUCUCAUGCCCCAUGCUGUCCCUCCCAGGGCCCUGGCCUCAUGCCCCAUGUUGUCCCUCCCUGGGUCCUGGCCUCAUGUCCCCUCUCCAUGCUGUCCCUCCCAGGGUCCUGGCCUCAUGUCCCCUCUCCAUGCUGUCCCUCCCAGGGUCCUGGCCUCAUGCCCCUUCUCCAUGCUGUCCCUCCCUGGGUCCUGGUCUCAUGCCCCAUGCUGUCCCUCCCUAAGCCCUGGUCUCAUGCCCCAUGCUGUCCCUCCCAGGGUCCUGGCCUCAUGCCCCUUCUCCAUGCUGUCCCUCCCUGGGUCCUGGUCUCAUGCCCCAUGCUGUCCCUCCCAGGGCCCUGGUCUCAUGCCCCAUGCUUUCCCUCCCAGGGUCCUGGUCUCAUGCCCCAUGCUGUCCCUCCCAGGGUCCUGGCCUCAUGCCCCAUGCUGUCCCUCCCAGGGUCCUGGUCUCAUGCCCCAUGCUGUCCCUCCCAGGGUCCUGGUCUCAUGCCCCAUGCUGUCCCUCCCAGGGUCCUGGUCUCAUGCCCCCCCGUCCCGUCCACACAAACUCGAUCUCCCAUCAUACAAUUCACUGCAGCUCCUCAGCCACACUGCCAGGAUGUGAUUUUGUAAGGGCCAGUUUCCCGGUCUCCUAUUAAUGAAUGCUUGUUAGUCCAGAGGUGGACUCUACCUGUGUCUGGGAAACCAGCCCUGUGUGUUUGUACAGCUUCAUGCUUCUAGUUCAGCUUGAUGUGAUGCAGUGUAUCAGCCAGGCUUCCAUUUCACUUUCAUUCAUUUUUCUGAACUAAUGUCCCCCUUUUUUCUUUAGGUAACCAAGGGGUGACUUGAUCAUAGCGGUAUAACUUUCAAAUAUAAGGCGGUUGAAUUAGUUUUGUGUUUUGAAGCAAUCAUUUAAUGACACUUUUGAUAGAUCUACGUUAGUUUGAUACAGUCAAAGACUGGUUCUCAUUGGCCAUUGCCACCAGGAGUCCAAGCUUGGUUCUCAUUGGCCAUCGCCACCAGGAGUCCAAGCUUGGUUCUCAUUGGCCAUCGCCACCAGGAGUCCAAGCUUGGUUCUCAUUGGCCAUCGCCGCCAGGAGUCCAAGCUUGGUUCUCAUUGGCCAUCGCCACCAGGAGUCCAAGCUUGGUUCUCAUUGGCCAUCGCCACCAGGAGUCCAAGCUUGGUUCUCAUUGGCCAUCGCCACCAGGAGUCCAAGCUUGGUUCUCAUUGGCCAUUGCCGCCGCCAGGAGUCCAAGCUUGGUUCUCAUUGGCCAUUGCCGCCAGGAGU
Oncorhynchus tshawytscha (Chinook salmon) is the source of this 3087-nucleotide messenger RNA. RefSeq names its product proline-rich protein 36-like. NCBI's taxonomy places the organism in Eukaryota, Metazoa, Chordata, Actinopteri, Salmoniformes, Salmonidae. Bases 149 to 2431 code for a protein of 760 amino acids. The transcript has 2 exons. The record is from RefSeq and is a predicted model, not a curated record.